AAACAAUUUAAAAAAUAAUAGAAUUGUCGUAUUAGUUUUAUUCAUCACGAGUGUAAGAUACUAUUUUCAAGACCAAUAAGUGUUAAAUAAAAACCUAUUAUCCGAGGUUAUCAAAUUAGAGAACUAAAAAAAGAGUCAAGGUGAAGUAAAUUGUAUCUUGAAUAUCUUUAUCCAAAACUUGUAAAUUGUAAACUCAAAAUUUAUUUUUUAAAUUCACGCAAUUAAAAUUCCGUUACGUGUUUAACAUAUCUGGGUCAGUGUUUGAUGAUUUAUUGCUUAGCCACAUCUCGUGUUUGUAUACACAGUACAAAAAACCACGUCCAUACUUUUUUACAUAUAAGAACGCAUGAAUCUGUAAGAAAAAUUUUUUUAUGUUGAAAAGACCAUACAUGCGAUAUUUACAGUGAAGGAUAUUACCGUAAUACACGGUACAGUUACUUAAAAGUAUUCUGUUUUGAGGAAAAACAGUUAAAACUCCGCGAAAAUAAUCAUUUUGAAAUUCGAGUUUACUCUCAAUUUUGAACAAUAUCUGAUUGCAGAUUAUGUUGUUAACAUUUUAAAGUUAUACUGAAAGGCAUUGUAAAUCGCACUUAAGAUAGAACAACAUCAAACUGCUGCCCCACAUGGGACGAUGUGAUUUCACAAAAAUGAUAAUGCGUCAAGAGUGAAUUGAUUUCAUUAGACAAAAAGCAGGAUAUAUUUAUAACAGGAGGCUGUAAUAAUCAUCAGAACACCAAGAACAAUUAACAAGUUAUGAAGCUUAGAGAUGAAAUAGUAACAAAUUUUAAUUGGAUUUGCUUUCACUACAAUCAAUGCUGCACCUUUUUAUAACCAAUAAAGCACAACAGUGCACAACAGAGCACAACAUUCGGCAUGGAGAAUAAAGAAGGAAAGGAUAAUUCAAUAUCAGAUAAGAAAAACAGAACGCCGAACAACACUUCAACAGACAGGAAGAAUAACGAGGAAAAGCACCAUCUUAUAACCAAUAAAGCACCACAGAGCACAACAUUUGGCAUGGAGAAUGAAAAAGGAAAGGACCCUACCAAGGAAGACCUAAGUGCCAAAGAACCGACAGAAACGACACCAAAAAGUCAACUCCAUGGAAACACAUCACCUAUUAAUCAAAGAAAAAACAAUACACUACCUCCGAUACAACAAGGAAAAGGAUCUACAAUACCCUCCUCAGAGAAUGCUCAAACUAAAAAUCAAGAUAAAGUGACGAAUCCGCCGAAGAAGGAUACUCAAACUAAAGAGCAAGAUACAGUGACGAAUCAGCCAAAGAAGAAUACUCAGACUGAAAAGCAUGAUACAGUGACUAAUCCGAGGAAAGAGGACACUCAAACUAAAGAGCAAGGUACAAUGACGAAUCCGCCGAAGAAGAUGCCUCAAUGGAAUGCUGUAGAAACUUAUGUAUUGCUGGCUUUGACUGGGAUACUCAUGGUGGCAGCAAUUGUGUUGAUAUCUUCAAGCAAAGAUAUUUCAAUGGCCAAACCUUGUGAUUUAGAUAAGGCCCUCGAUUCACUUGGUCUAGACAUAACCUCCCCCUGUGUUUACAACGACAUUAAGAAUAUGUCUAUCUGUCUACGUGAUUUGGGAAUAGGAAUUCUAGCUGUGAAUUUGUUUUUCUUUUGGAUGAUACUCUGUUUAAAGUGUAUGCCUAAAGAGUUAAAAUUGACAUUUUUCAUUCUAAUUGCUUUAGCUGCACUUGGUUUUUUCAUCACAAUGAUGAUAUUCUACAAUGACGUUCUGGUGACCAAAGCAGCAAAAAAAGACACAGACUUUGUUCAAAUAAAGACAACAAUGUUCAAUUUGUUGGAAAAAAAUUACACUUCAGACAACAUAAGUAGUAGCGAUGCAGUAUCAAAUAAGUGGAACACGUUUUUCAUCGAGUACAACUGUUGUGCUAUAAACCAAGUCCAAGGAACCACCAACGACUUUGACAGCACUCCGUGGUGUACUACAUCCGGUUCCUGUCAGGCAACGGCCUCACAGAUCCCGAAGACCUGCUGCAAUUAUGUUUCAGAGGAAGAUUAUGGGAGUGCACCGACCGCCUGUCAUUCCUCUGUUAAUCCUGGGACCUAUAAAUCUAAUUGCAUGAUGGCUAUUAAGCUGUUAAGUGUUACAAACAUAGAGGAAUACAAAAUCAGCCUCCUUGAAAUUUCUCUACUCAUCAUAGGGACCUUGGAGCUUUGUCGUUUCGCUGAAGCCAUUCGUGCGCUGGUGUCGGUAACAUGGUGUGAUUGCUGUGUUGGCAGAAGAAAAGAUAAAAUAUACCCGAAGCCGAAGGAAGACGAGGAAAAUGGCAACCAAAACGAUGUUAUUGAAACUACAACCAAGAAACCUAGUGAUUCAAGUGAUGGAAACAAAAAUGUAAAAGGAUAAACAUUGCGUCUUAAAUCCAUCAUGCUAUUCGAAGCAAGAAGUACGUUACUUAGUCUCACAUAAAUCGCUAGAUAUGUUUUCAUCAGUAUAUUAUCUGAUAACUGUUGUCUCUGUAUUUAUUUUGUAUUUUUUAUAUUGUCAUCUGUUACAUUUUUGUUCAUUACAAUUUAGUGUCUAUUUUAGAAGAAUUUGACUUCUCAUUUAUCCAUUUGUACAGGGUGUCGAAGAAUACCUGAUAGCAUUUGAAUUGUGACUCGAUAAAAGAGAAAAAUCUUUUCAUUUUUUCUACAAAAAACGUGCUUUUAUUUGAAUUAUGAUGUCACAAAGUUGCAACAUGUGUUUUGUUUGAAUUGAAUUUUAAUAAAGAUAAAUCGGACAGGAGAGCGGGCAUCUUUCGUUUUAAAAUGGUAUUAUCAAACACAGACUCUAAAUUUAUCUGUACAAGUCAUAAAAUCAGAGUAUUCUGGGAAAGAGCGACUAAACAAGCAACACAUUCUUUAAAUUAUCAGAAGAUUAAAAAAAAAAUAGAAUCCGUACAGUAAUUGUUGUGAAAACUUUUAAUUUGUUGUUUUUAUAACAACGCUCAAUUUGUGUAUUUGUUCUUUUGAUGAAUAAAUUUAACCAAAAGUUAUUCAAAGAGUAAGUGGUAUCACUAUUGGUAUUAUGAACACACUACUAAUAUAUUUUGAUGCAUUUUAGAAUUUUCUUAUAAAAGAUUUUUUUCUUGAAUUUGCGGAUUAGGCUAAGAUGCAAAUAUAAUCAUAUUUUGUUUUUUAAUCAAUAUUUUUGUUCUUCAGUUUAAAAAUUAGAGGAAGAUACGGUAGCGUUACAGAUCACACAUAUUUUUUUCCAUGUUAAUGCUAUGUAUGAUAGUCAU
This is a messenger RNA of Magallana angulata, 3259 nucleotides long. RefSeq lists its product as uncharacterized. Bases 874 to 2382 code for a protein of 502 amino acids. Lineage: Eukaryota; Metazoa; Mollusca; Bivalvia; Ostreida; Ostreidae. The transcript is spliced from 18 exons. The record is from RefSeq and is a predicted model, not a curated record.